AUGCGUAUUGCUAUUGUUAUGUCAUCAUCUUCUUCUUCACGAUCACUUGAUCCCUCUGCUAGUGCUAAGGCGGCAGCCAGAAAGGCAACCGGCGGCGCAGUGGAACGGGUCUCGCCGGCAACCUUCCCGAACACAGUUUGGGGCCGUGGCUUCCUCGACAAACUUGAUCUCUCCCUCCAAGCAAAACAAGGACACCCGAAAUAUGAAAUUCUUAAGGAAGAGGUGAGGAAGAUGGUGAAAUAUGAAGCAAAAAGUGGAAAUGACAAGACAAUGAUCGCUGACAAACUGCGUUUGAUUGAUACAAUCCAACGAUUGGGCAUUGGAUAUCAUUUUGAAACAGAAAUUGAAGAAGCACUAAAAAGAGUGCAUGAUUUGGGAGAGGACUCAUCAUUCAAUAAUAUUGAUGAGGAAGGUAAUGAUCUCUAUCAUAAGGCUUUGCAAUUUCGACUUCUCAGACAACAAGGAUUUCGUGUUUCCACCGAUGGGUUUAGAAAGUUUAUGAAUAAUGAAGGGAAGUUCGAGCAGUGGUUGGCGACAGAUGAGAGGGGACUAUUGAGCUUGUACGAGGCAGCACACAUUGCAUUCAAUGGAGAGGACACAUUGGAUGAAGCCCUAAGUUUUGCGACAAAGAGCCUUAAAUCAUUGAUGCAACACAAGAAGAUCAACCCUUCAUUCCAAAAGCAAAUUGACUUUGCAUUUCGCGUUCCCGCUUGGAAGUGUGUCCCAAGGUCACUUUCUAGGCACUCCAUUGAUUUCUACUCUGGACAUCAGGACACUUCUCUUCAUAAUCAAAAGCUUCUCAUGUUUGCGAAGUUGGACUUCAACAUGGUCCAAAAGUUCCAUCAACAGGAGCUCCAGGAACUCGCUGAUUGGUGGUGGGGAAGCAUUUAUGAGGCGACCGACUUUCCAUAUGUAAGAGACAGACUUGUGGAGAGUUACUACGGCAUUAAUUCUAUUUUCUUUGAGCCCAAAUAUCGGUUGGGAAGAAUUAUAGCCACCAAGUUCUGGUUAGUGUUGGCAAUUUUGGACGACGCUUAUGAUAAUUAUGCUACUUAUGAAGAGGUUCGGUCCCUCACGGAAGCCGUUGAUGAAAGGUUGGAUGCUAGGGCUCUUCAAGAACUGCCUGACAGUAUGAAGAAAGUACAUCGUAUCAUCCUUAAUAUGUAUGAUGAUUUUGAGAGGGAAGUUGGAGAAAUAGGACCCACUUUUGGCGUCGAGUACUUCAAGGAAGAGCUCAAAAGAAUAAUCCAUUCAUACUUGGGUGAGGUUGAGUGUCGAAAUGAAGGUCGGGUUCCGACACUAGAAGAGUACAUGAUCCACGGAUAUGGCAGCAGUGGUAUCCCCGUACUUUGCGCAUCUGCUAUGCUUGGUAUGGGAGCAGAAGUAGCUACAAGGGAGGCUUUUGAGUGGGUAGCUAAUGAGUCUAAAAUGAUGAAAGCCACUGCAGUUAUCGGUAGAUUUCGAGAUGAUAUUUUCACUCACAAGUUUGAACAAGAGAGAGGGCAUUCAGCUUCAGCUGUGGAAUGCUAUAUGGAGGAGUACAAAGCAUCGGAGGAAGAAGCGGUUGAAUUCCUAUGGAAGAAGAUUUCUAAUGCUUGGAAAGAUGUUGCCGAAGAGUGUCAAAAAUCAAGUCUAUUGCCAGUAGCUAUCACAGAGCGUGUCCUCAACUUGGCACGCCUGGUCAGUGUGUUAUAUGAGAAUGGUGAUUGCUUCACCAACCCCCACCUUAUAAAAGAUCAUCUCAAGUCACUGUUCAUUGAUCCCGUGCCACUUUAA
Linum trigynum is the source of this 1776-nucleotide messenger RNA. The record is from the annotation of a GenBank genome assembly. Lineage: Eukaryota; Viridiplantae; Streptophyta; Magnoliopsida; Malpighiales; Linaceae.